GAUGAUGCGUGUUCCGAUGACCCUUGUCUCUAUAAUGGAACCUGUAUACCAGAUAACAACCCGCUGGGCUUUAAAUGCAAUUGCCGUUCAGGAUACAUUGGAUUUAAUUGUGGCAUUCAUAAAGGCAAUCCUUGUUUAGAUGAAGACAACCAUGAGCCUUGCAAAAAUGGCGGAAACUGUACGCAACAGGAUAAUGCAUUGGGAUACAUAUGCAAAUGCACAUCAAAGUAUAUUGGGUUUGACUGCAGCUUUCUAAAAGACGAUCCUUGUUUUCCUAACCCUUGUCAAAACGAUGGAAACUGCACUAGGGACAAUGGUCUGAAGGAUUUCAUUUGCAACUGUUCCUUUGGAUACACUGGUAAAAAAAUGUCAGAACCCGAUAGUUCAUGGGAACUGGAGUCACUGGAUGCCAUGGACACAUUGUAAAAAGCCGUGCAAUAAUGGAACGAGGACAAGGAGGCGUACAUGUGAUAACCCCAGCCCAGCUUUUGGUGGAAACAACUGCGAAGGUUUACCCACUGAAACUGAACCCUGUAACCAAAACAAGUGUCCAGCCGAAAGUGUAAACUACCAGGUUAAGUUAAGAAGUGAAGGAUGGAAAGAUUCUCUUGCAAAUUCAAGCAGCAAAGACUACAAAAAACUUGUGGACAGAGUCAAAAAAGCUGUUAACGACUCAUACUACAGAAGAGAUGAAGUUGAAGUUGUUAUACUAAAGUUCUGGAAAGGAAGUGUUUAUUCAAGUUUUAACGUCACGUAUCAGAGCAUAGACUCGUUACAGAUUGUCUCUCUGCUGGAGGAAAUAGCAGAGGGAACACUGCGGCACAUUUUUGCUGAGUUACUUAACAUCACAACCAGUCACGUCCCACAAGAAGCGCCAAGAAUUCUGGAAGCCAAGAGCACCACUUCGACAAGUAUUAACCUAACAUGGACAAACGUAUCCGAACAUUCUUCUCUAAAGGGCUAUCUAAUCGUGUACAAAGAAGUCGGGAAGAAAUUCCACACCAAUACCAUGAAGUCAGUUGUACCAAAUCAAAGUAAUACAGUGCUAGAGGAUUUGAAAAUGUUUAAAAACUACAGCAUCCGUGUUUUUGCCUUUACGAGCAGUGGAAACGGAGUACCUAGUGAUGCUGUCAAUGUUAGAACUCAAGAAGAUGUGCCAAGUGAGCCGCCCCCUGACAGUGUUGUCAAAUCCACAAGUUCAAGUACAAUCAAUGUGUCCUGGGGACCAAUCAGCCCAGCUUUCAUCCACGGGAUACUUGUGGGAUACGAAGUUAGAUAUGCAAAGGAUGCCGAGGCACCGGAAUGGGAGAAUAAGACAGUUGAUGCUGACACACAUGAAACAGUUUUAAGUGAUCUGGAAUAUUUUACUCCGUACCAAGUUGUGAUCUGCGCAGGGACUUCUAAAGGGUGUGGAAAAAAUGUGUCUCACUCUGCUACCACAUUUGGUGAUGAACCCAGUAAGCCUCCGCAAAACGUGACGGCUGAGAAAUUAAAGGCAGCAGAAUCCAUCAACGUCACCUGGAAUGAAGUGCCUUUUGGUCACGUCAAUGGUCUGUUGAUGGGAUAUUCCAUAAAGUACCGAAGGGUUAAAACAGCCGAAGUAAAUGUAGUUCAUUCAGUGGAGGAGACGGCUGUGGCGAAAUCAAAUGAUCUCUGGAUAGUCCUCAGUGUUCAAAGCUACUCGGUUUAUGCAAUAAGAGUGGCAGCUUUUACUCAGAAAGGCCUGGGACCGUAUAGUGAAUAUGAAUAUGGUGAAACCUGUCGCUGUCCAAAGACCCUUUACACAAAUUAUUGGUCAACUCCACCGUAUUUAAAAGUGAAUCAAGAAGACAACACUCUGGAAGGCAUUUUUGGUCACAUCGUCACAGAUAUGAUUUAUACAGCUUGUGGAGAAUGUCCUGCAUACGGUUCCACUGAAAUCGACAUAACUUCAAACGGAAAUAAACAGCCAUCCGGAAAAGAAAGCCUUGUAGACGUUCUUGGUGACAUCAAGGACGUUCCACAGAUAAGUUUUCCAAUCUAUGGCAACAAAUACGUUACAAGAUUUGGGGGGAUUCACGCUUAUGUUAACCUUGUAGAGUCCCCAGGACUGGCCUUUGUUGCUGCGAAGAGAAUUCCGGGAGCGGCUGCAACGAACAUGAUACACGCUGUGUUUUCUUGCUUUCCAUUGGUGAUACUGUCAGCAUGUAUGUCGUUUAUUUCCGGGUUUAUUAUUUGGCUUUUGGAUACCAAGAACAACCCGGGAGAAUUUCCAACCAGUUUUCGAAAAGGUGUAGGUGAGGGAUUCUGGUGGUCAUUUAUCUCCAUGACGACCGUUGGUUAUGGAGACCGCUCACCCCGUUCUGUUCCUGCCCGUAUGUUUGGAAUCGCAUGGACCCUCACAGGACUCGUUAUCAUCUCAAUUCUUGUUGGAGCAAUUCAGAACUCCACAGAACAUCGAAUCGGCAUCCUGAAGAAUGCAAGGGUAAACGAAGAAAAUAACUACAAAAAUUUAGAACAAAUCCGAACAGCGCUCGAGAAUGGAGAAAUCGAGGGUGCUCUUAUAGACACCUACGUUGCUGCAGAACACAAGGACGAGCUUUUCAACGACAAAAUAUAUGUAAAGGAGAUUUUGGACAGGCCAUUCGGUUAUGGAGUUGUUCUGUCGGGAGCAGCAGUGAAUGUGGAACAGAGAUGUAGGGAUUACAUCAAUCAGCACAAGAGCUAUAUAUUUCACAUGAUACCCAACUCGACAAAGACACUUGAUGUGAGUGAGAUUAAUUUUUAA
Messenger RNA from Stylophora pistillata, 2767 nucleotides. RefSeq lists its product as uncharacterized. The record is from RefSeq and is a predicted model, not a curated record. NCBI's taxonomy places the organism in Eukaryota, Metazoa, Cnidaria, Anthozoa, Scleractinia, Pocilloporidae.